AGCGGCAUUUUCAUCAAGAGGAUUUAGUGCAGCAGGAAGCUUCUGUAACUGAGCUGGAAGAGUCUGCAGCUUUCACACUUUGGUUCGUUUAUUUUAAUGUAACAGGUAGUUUGUGCUGCAGUGGGGUGAAGGAGUGAGAGCAGAGAGGAGAGGGAUGCUCUCAUCACAAAGAAAGCUGGAUUGUUCUGGGCCGAAAUUCCCAGGCGCGUUUUCAGAACUGAACACUUUUACCUCAGAUGCAAACACACUGCCUGCUCUUCUGGUCGAAUUUUUAUUUUUCAUUCUUUCCAACGGCAUCAGCUAAUUGCUAGAAGGAAGACAGAGACUGAUCAGAAACUUGGAUCUUUUUCUGUGGAGCUUCAGCUCAUCAUCAUUAUGGAGGAAAAUGUUCAAGGAGAACCUGAGCGUCCAAAGAGCUCUGGAGAGGAGUCCAACCGGGCCAUCCUGCCUCUGCUGCAGCAGCCCGGGAUUCAGCAGUCCGACCGGGUCACCAACUUCUACAUAGACAACAUCUUAAGGCCGGACUUUGGCCGAAAGAGAAAGAAAGGCACAUUAUGUGUUCGGGGAGGACACGGGCUGGAGGAGAGGAGCGAGGCGUCAGGGAGAAAAGCUUCCAAAACGGACUCAAAGCGCGGCAGGGCAGGAGGACGGGAGGACAGCUUGGGGAAGUCCGACCACCAGCCUGCGGAGUCAGAGGCGAGCGGCCCCGGGCUGACAGCCUGCGACUCAGGGAUCUCCUGCCGCAGCCCCGAGAGCAGCGAGGCCCCGGCGGCUCCAGCGGCCCCAGCAGCCAAGCCGAUGCUGUGGCCGGCCUGGGUUUAUUGUACCAGGUACUCCGAUCGGCCUUCAUCAGGGCCCAGAUCCCGCAAACCAAAGAAAGCCCCGACCCCGAGCAAGGAGGACAAGCGGCCCCGGACGGCCUUCAGUGCCGAGCAGCUGCAGCGGCUGAAAGCGGAGUUCCAGAAGAACCGGUACCUCACCGAGCAGCGGAGGCAGAACCUGGCCCUGGAGCUCAGCCUCAACGAGUCUCAGAUCAAAAUCUGGUUCCAGAACAAGCGGGCCAAGAUUAAAAAGGCCUCCGGGAAGAAGAACUCUCUGGCGGAGCACCUGAUGGCGCAGGGGCUGUACAACCACUCCGCCGGCCGGGAGGCGGAGGCCCACUCCGACAGCGACUGAAGCCAUCACAUCACCAGCAUCCUGGGCCGGUACCGCCGCUGUCUGACAUCACACAGUUCUGCGCGCUGGACUGUUUAAAGCACGACUGACAGGGCUGCAGCCUCACAGACAAAUCUCCUGAAAUGUUUUAGAUGUAGAGUUCUUUCAUCUUGAAGGCUCAGCUGAGGCAGAAGGCCGGCCCGGAGCGCUCCAGGCCGACCAGAACCACCGGCUGACAGCGUGGCUGCUGGAACCCAAAGACAGCUCAGCUGCUUCAUGGUAGGCCUUCUGUUUGUCCAGCUGUUCUGUUGCUGCAUUUUCCUUUGUGAGUCAAAGCUCAGCUAGGUUUCAUUGUAGAGCUGAUCUGGCAGCAGGCGCCUGCAGAGCUGCUAGUUUUCUAGGUUUUCAAUCAUUUAUGGACCUGACCGGAAAUGCCUUUGGAUCUGUGGUUCCAGUGCUGCCUUAUCGCAGUUCCCCCAAUUUCCCAGCAAACUAUCGGUGUCAAUAAGUGGGAUCAUGCGCUCUUAUUUAUAUCCAACACAGCCAGAAUCCAGAGCAAAGACGCUCUGACAUGUUUACAUAAUUUAUUUUUCUACACAAACCUGUCUUUGAAUGCAACGUUUGGCGGAUCAAUGAAUAUGAAUCCAAACCAAAUGUAAGCCUUACAAUGCAGUCCACAUUUUUGUUUCCUUAAAUUGAUUCUGUUUCCUAAUGAAGAUUUUAUGUUUUCAGUUGUUUUUGUCCAUUUCUGAUAAAAUUCUCCUUUUAGACAACAUGUAAAUAAUUUAUG
Molecule: messenger RNA, 1945 nt
Organism: Xiphophorus maculatus (southern platyfish)
Lineage: Eukaryota; Metazoa; Chordata; Actinopteri; Cyprinodontiformes; Poeciliidae
Product: homeobox protein engrailed-2b-like
Exons: 2
Coding region: 376-1176 (266 amino acids)
Biological process (GO): regulation of transcription by RNA polymerase II; neuron differentiation; multicellular organism development
Cellular component (GO): nucleus
Molecular function (GO): DNA-binding transcription factor activity, RNA polymerase II-specific; RNA polymerase II cis-regulatory region sequence-specific DNA binding
Source: RefSeq, a predicted model, not a curated record